GAUCCUCCUCAGAUGCAGACUUAUUGAAUUAAAACAGCCGUCAUUUCAGUGCCUCGACCACAUUAGACCCUUGACAUAUCUUUAUAAAGCUAUGUCGUUUUUAAUAUAACGAGUCGAAUCGUUUCAUCAUGUUUGGGAGAACGGCUUUUGUCUUUAUUUCUUCAUUGCUUGCAUUACACAUCACAGGCGGUAUCUCUGCAGAUAAUGAAGUUUAUCAGAUACCGCACAGGCUCAUGUCUAAUGGACUGACCGCCGCUGGUGUCCGCGUCCAGGACAAGGCUGUAAAAUUGAAUGGGGAAGUGAUUCAUGGACAGACCCGGGCACGAAUCGCCAAGCUGAUGCCUGCAGCUUUUCUAGAGUCCCACUUCCAAAGAGCUCAGUGGAGAAAGUCAGACGUUAACUUCCUGCCCAGAACUGACCAUGUGGAGAACAAGCCCAAAUCUGCCCAUCGCACAGUCACAAUGGAAGAAAAGGAUGACAUUGAGUUGUAUGUGUCUUCUGUGGGGGCAUCGGAACCCGUAGCCCAUGAGGAAAUGAUCAGAUUGCUCAAGAUCAACACCCUGCACCACAGCUCUGGACCGCUCGCCACCACAGAGGCAUCCACAGAGAAGAGUAUUCUUAAAAACCACCAUGAGAAGAACAACAUCUGGGGCAAAGAUGGAUUCUAUGUGCUGGUUAUCUGCCUCAUAAUAUUCCUCACCAUUUUCACCUGUUUAAUGGUGCUUUACCGACAAAAGGAGAAGGAAUUGUUGGAUCAGCAGUUAAAAGAUCCAUCUCAACCCAUCCGGGACGUGCAGCUGGCGCCGAUCCCUGUUCAUGGUGCUCAGCACCCCCCAACUCUCAAGAACAGCAUGGUACAGGCCAACCAGACCUCCAAAACCUCCUGUGCCACCAGUUCUGCCAAAACCAUCAGCAGAAGCACCCUGUCCUGUAACAUCAACAUCCUCCAUACUGAUUCCAGCGAGAGCUCAGAGCUUCAUUGCCCCACCGGACACUCUGUGCCAGAACUCAAACCCACCGUCUCCUCCACACAUUCACCAUUUAGGAUGAAACCUGUAGCAGGACUGCAGGAGAGACGGGGUUCUAAUGUCUCACUGGUUCUGGAUAUGAGUGUUUUGGGUUCUGUGGAGCCUGUAAGUUGUGGGGUCAUAACCCCUCGUGAACGUGCCACUCAAGAAUACCUGCAGUCGGCCAGUCGGGAGCUUUUACGGCAGCAGCUUCGUGAUGUCACACGCAACACCCAGAUGCUGCAUGCAGAGUUUGUAGAAAUUCCAAUGAACUUUGUGGAUCAAAAAGAACUGGAUAUCCCAAAUCAUGGAUCAAAAAACAGAUACAGGACCAUUUUGCCAAAUCCACAUUCCAGGGUUCUUCUUAAGACUAAGAACACCAACGACCUGCUCAGCAGUUACAUUAAUGCCAACUACAUACGAGGUUAUCUUGGAGACGAGAGGGUGUUCAUUGCCACUCAGGGUCCAAUGAUCAACACGGUGAAUGACUUCUGGCAGAUGGCCUGGCAAGAGGACUGUCCUGUCAUUGUCAUGAUAACCAAACUCAAAGAGAAAAAUGAAAAAUGUGUUCUGUACUGGCCUGAGAAAAGAGGGAUCUAUGGGAAGGUGGAGGUCUUCGUUAACAAUGUGAAGGAGUGUGACCACUACAUCAUUCGCAGCCUUAUACUGAAGUUCAGCUCAAGGAUACGGCACUAGACUGGAGCUGUCAAACUUCAAAAUGAUGAAAACUCAUAAAAUCUCAAAAAAGUUAAAAGGAAUAUUUUAAGUUUGGUAUUGAUGUGUGGUGUAUGUAAGACAAAAAAACAAAAAAACAAAAAACAAAACGGUAACAGAGCGCAGCAGUCUGUUUCCAGAAGUAAAAAUCUCAGUAAAAAGAUCCAGGGUCAUUAAUCAAUGGUAUGCUUCUGUUGAAGUCAUCCAUCCACAUUAUUUAAGUUAAAUUUUUUUAGAAAUCAUGUUUAAUAGCACAAUUCCUGGUGAAAAACGACACUACCCAUGAUCCUGAAGAGAAAGAUCCACCAAUCAGAGAAUCACGGUAAACAAACCGCCCCAAACAAGUGCUGCAGCUGACUGCAAUACAGUAUAUAUAUUUCUACACUUAUAAAACUAUUUAUUUAAAGUUGUUGAUUAUAUUUUUCCAUAAUUUUUAAUUUGAUUAAGUCAUUCGCAAUGCUUCAUAGGAUUGUUGUUAUAGGAUGAAGAGGCAGGACCCAAAAUCAGUGUUAAAAAGGAAGUCAGGAUCCAGACACCGCGCUCCUGACAUGAACAAGACAGACCAAAGAGCGCAUGGCAGGGAAUACAACUGAAGCCUCCCGGCGUCCCAAAACGGGAACAUCAUUCAAUACACAAGACAGACAAAACAAGCACUAACAGAAAACAGAAAACACAACAGAAAGGGAGAGAAACCAGGGAGGGAACUUAAUGAAAGGGGUGGGGUCCGGCGGCCUGGGAGGAGGCCUCAGGGCAGAGGCAGGGUCUAGCGGCCUGGGAGGAGGCCUCAGGGCGGAAGCAGGGUCUGGCGGCCUGGGAGGAGGCCUCAGGGCAGAGGGGGCAGAGUACUGGGUGGCGGCCACUGGACAGGGAUCAGAGGACUGGGCGGCGGUUACUGGACAGGGGUCAGAGGACUGGCAGUGGCAGGGGAACAGCCUUCAUGUCUGUGAGCACAGGAGUGACAGGGGAAUGGCCUCUGUGGCCGGGGGCACUGGCAGUUACAGGGGAACAGCCUUCGUGGCUGUGAGCACAGGCAGUCGACCUCCAUGGUCGUGAGCACUGGCAGAGACAGGGGAACGACCUCCGGCUCAUGGGCACUGGCAAUGACAGGGAAACAGCCUCCGUGGCUGUGAGCGCAGGCAGCAACUGGGAAUGGCCUCCAUGGCCAGGAGCGCUGGCAGCAACUGGGGAACGGCCCCUGUGGCCGGGUGCGCUGGCAGCAACUGGGGAACGGCCCCUGUGGCCAGGAGCGCUGGCAGCGACUGAGGAACAGCCUCCAUUGCUGGGAGCAUUGGCAGUGACUGGGGAACAAGAGCCCUUCUCCUCCUCCUCCUCUUUCGAGCGGCCGGGAGCACUGCUGUGGGAGAGGCCGUCAUGACCAAGGAUGCUGGCACUGGGACGGCCGAGGCUUCUGGCACCGAUUCUGGGGCGGUCGAGGAUUCCGGCUCUGGCUCUGGGAUGGACGAGGCUUCAGGCACUGGCUCUGGGACGGAUGAGGCUUCAGGUGCUGGCACUGGGACGGAUGAGGCUUCGGGUGCUGGCUCUGGGAUGGACAAGGCUUCAGGUGCUGGUUCUUGGAUGGACAAAGCUUCAGGAACUUGCUCAUUGACCGUGGCAGACGUGGGUGCUGGCUCGUUGACCGUGGCAGGCGUGGGUGCUGGCUCAUUGACUGUGGCAGACGUGGACUCUGGCAGCAGCAGGGGAAUAGCCUCUAUGACCGUGGGUGCUGACAGCGGCAGGGGAAAAGCCUCCGUGGCCGUGAAUGCAGGACCCAAAAGCAGAGUUUAAAAUAAGGGGAUUUAUUUAAACAAAAACAAAGGUUAAAUCCAACAUAAACUCCCACAAGGUGGAAAAAACAAACAUAAACUACCCUGUAGGGGAAACAGACAACCCAGGCUGGGGCAGAGGAGAAUGGGGCACAGGACCGACCGGACCGAGAUGGGACAAAACAGGACCGACAAACUGGACCGACAUAGGGGAGCAAACAAGGCAAACUGGCACUGGACAGCACACACAAGGAGGCUAAAAUAGGGAGAGAAAUCAAAUGGGUUAACGGGACAGUUGAGGCAAAUUAACGAAUAAUAAGCAAACAAGAAGGUGGGGUAUGACGCAAGACAGAGAGACACGUGGCGAUACAGAAACCAAACCAAGCCACGUGCUCUCACAAGACAACAAAACACCCGAAUGGCAUGAGCGCACAUCGCCAAGACAAUGAGGCAAUAUAUGCCCAUACCAACCGACAAACAAGAUGAAAGAAUGCAUAGCAAUGCCAAACAAUUCAGUGCCACGCAUUCUCACACUAAACGAAACCUGAGCGUACAUCACCAGGUAAAUGCCAUGCGAUGCACGCAACAGGCGACAAAAACAAGACAGGACACCUGUGCGAGAAUUCAGCCACACACACACCCGACAUCUUAGACCGAAGUGACCGAACAUCAUGAAUUGCGCGCCCGAGGCGGGCCCGUGUUCGCGAAAGACAGACAAACUGUCGAUGCGAGUGCAUGCUGCGAACAUGACAUAAGCGCGAUGCACCCAUGUCAAUAACAGACAGACAUGGAGCGCGAGUGUCCGGAUCCAGACACAGACCGAAACCGAACCAGACAGGAAGUCAGGAUCCAGACACCAUGCUCCCGACAUGAAACAAGACAGACCGAAGAGCGCACAGCAGGGAAUACAACCGAAACUGCUCACUCACACAAAGACAGACAACAAAACACAAGACAGACA
This is a messenger RNA of Myxocyprinus asiaticus (Chinese sucker), 4445 nucleotides long. RefSeq names its product receptor-type tyrosine-protein phosphatase R-like. Gene Ontology annotation, molecular function: protein tyrosine phosphatase activity. Bases 129 to 1703 code for a protein of 524 amino acids. The transcript is spliced from 11 exons. The record is from RefSeq and is a predicted model, not a curated record. Gene Ontology annotation, biological process: protein dephosphorylation. NCBI's taxonomy places the organism in Eukaryota, Metazoa, Chordata, Actinopteri, Cypriniformes, Catostomidae.